Messenger RNA from Drosophila serrata, 2046 nucleotides. RefSeq lists its product as uncharacterized. The record is from RefSeq and is a predicted model, not a curated record. Lineage: Eukaryota; Metazoa; Arthropoda; Insecta; Diptera; Drosophilidae.
AAAUCAAUAGUCGCCGCCAUAUUUUUUCACUCGACGACCAACGCGCUUCUGAAAUUUAAAAACUAUGUUUAGAUAAAUAAGUUAAUAAUUAUAAGCCAUUGUUAAAAGUGCAUCCGGUUCCCUGCAGUUCAGUGACCAUUCGACCGCCCGUGAUCCGCCAACGCGCGCUUUAAAUCUCUCGAAUCGCAAAUCGCAAGUCUCCGGCAUUCGAGCACCGCUUCUUCUUCUUAAUUUUGCGCCUGCUGCAGUGUGCGCCCGACUCUGUGCGUGUGUGCCCCGUGUGAGAUAACCAAUUGAGUGAGAGAACGAAGAGCAUGGAAGGAGCCUCAGUGUCCUCCUCUUCGAUCGGCGGCCCUCGUGGCGGCGGUGGCUACCGUGGCCGCGGCGGUGGCGCCCCAAUGCGAGGCAGCUUCGAUCGGGGCCGUGGACGCGGUCGCGGUCACUAUAUGGGUGGCAUGCGCGGUGGUGGCGGUGGUGGUGGAAUGGGCGGCGGACCGCCCAUGCAAGGAAUGAUGUCAGGACCGCCGCGCGGAAUGCGUGGUUCCCGCGGGGGCAUGGGCUAUCAGGGACGAGGUGGUGGCUACCAGCCGCGCGGUGGUGCUCCCAUGGGCAUGCGCGGCGGACGACCACCCUUAUACUCGCAGCCCCCGAAACAACACACAGGCGCCGAUAACAACAAGACGGUGUCUCCGGUGCCUACUUCUACGGUGAGCGGCGAACCGCCGGCCGAAUCAACCGGCGAAGACGGCACCGAUGGGGCAACUAGUGCGCCCACUGGAAAUUCCCAUGGCGGAAGCUCGGGCAGCAAUGGAGGUCCUCCUCCCUAUAUGGGUCGUGGGCGGGGACGCGGAGGUCCUUUCAGCGGACGAGGUCGCGGAGGCGGCGGCUACAAUUCUCAUAUGAACGGCAGCGGUGGCGGCAGUAUGUAUGGUGGUCCUCAUAGCCACCACAGCAACUCGCUGGGAGGCGGCCCAAGCGGAGAGCACGGCUCGAUGUCAAGGCGCGGAGCACCGCGAGGCAGGGGCGGCUACAAUCAAGGUAUGAGUCGGCCACCCUUGCAUCACCAUCAGGCACAUAAUCCCAAUACACAACUUGCACCGGUACCAGCUCUCAAACGCGGCGCUCCCGGUGGUCCUGGUCCCAAGCGUGGCCGCUAUGAGGGCAGUCCCUACGGCCAGCGGCCGAUGACACCUAAGUACCACUCUUCGCAGCACAUGGGCGGCAGCGGAGGCGGUGGCGGAAGCAUGGCCCCGCAAUCCUCUUAUGGCUCCCCGCCAAGUCAUCAUGCGCCAGCUCAGAGCCACCACAGCUAUCCGACUCACGACCAGACCCAGCAAGUGGAUCCGUAUGCACAGAGCAGUUACAGUACCCAGCCCACACAACAGGGAUAUAAUGGUUAUGGCCAGAGCGGCACCAGCAGCUAUGCGGCUCACACGUCGCAGGCUACUGCCCCUGCCAGCAGCAGUUAUGCGACUCACCAUGGCACUGAAUACGACCAGAGCCAGUACCAGAACUACAACAGUUCCACCGGCUAUGCUGCCCAGCAGGACACGCGAUAUCAGUCGUACAGCCAGGACUAUAGUCAGCAGUACGGCUCUACUGCCGUGGACUACAACACCGCUGGGCAGGCGGACUACAGCCAGCAUGGGCAGCAGAGCACAGGAUACGAUGAGCGCGGAAAUUAUACGGGUUAUGAUUCGCAGGCCUACUCGCAGAACUAUUCGAAUGCAGCUGCUUAUUACUAGACAACCGCAUCCCACUCCCGACCCUGAUCAGAACGCUGCGCGUGCUCCGAUAGGCCAAGAAACCAAAUAGAAGGGAUUAGGGCAAAAAAAAAAGAAGGGAAUCUAUGUUUAAUACAGAAAAUAUCUUGCUAUAUAUAACACUCACCCUAUACACACACGGACUUUAAGAACAAGUUUAGUUGUAAGAAUACAGUUUUCUUUUUCUUAGCAUUUAAGACAACUCCUGUUGCUACGUCUUUCUAUAUAUAUAGAGCCCCCGCAGCCUAAUUUCUUUAUUCGUUUUUGUUUUGUCCCCCCUAAA